AUGGCAGGAGUACCAACUAAAUGCACUUUACCUGUACUUACUAAUAUUUUUGAUGGAACUACAUGUGCAGUGCAGCAUAUAAAGGCGUACAUCAUAUCUCUGUUGCAAUGGGAGGAUAAUGAUGCAGUCUUAUGCAAGUAUUUUCCUACGAGUUUAACAGGGGAAGCUUUACAAUGGUUCGAGGGAUUUCCAAUGGGAACAAUCAGAUCAUUCAAUCAUCUACAAAGCAUAUUUUUAGGAGCAUACAUCAGUAACAACAUGUUACGACCAGGAAUAGAGAAGGUAUUCAGCCUACGGAGAAGAAUCAAUGAGGGCUUGCGCAACUUAACCACACGUUGGAGGACCAUGUGUAGUGAAAUGCCUGGAAGAGUAGAUGAAAGGAAUCUCAUACUAGCUUUCAUUAACGCACUUUUUACAAUAGCUUUGUUGUAUACACAAAUAUUCAGGAUAAAAGAUACCAUAACAAUGACAGAGCUGCGCGAGUACCAAGAAGAGUACAUCGCUCUUGAAUAA
Molecule: messenger RNA, 513 nt
Organism: Papaver somniferum (opium poppy)
Lineage: Eukaryota; Viridiplantae; Streptophyta; Magnoliopsida; Ranunculales; Papaveraceae
Exons: 1
Coding region: 1-513 (170 amino acids)
Source: RefSeq, a predicted model, not a curated record